AUGCCCCGGAAGGCCACUGGCAAGCACAUGAAGAAGACCGGCAAGGACGAGAGAUCCCUCCAACAUCAGGAGGAGAUUUCCGAGCGCCAGAACGUUCCUGCCAUCGAGGACCGGCCUCUGGAGAAGGCCAAGGAAGCGCUACCACGCUCCCAGGCCACUUCGAAGCCUCCCCCUACCACUGCGGCACCCCCUAAGCCUGCCAGCAACACCUCGGCACCUGCUGCCCCUGCUGCAACCGCACCCGCCGCUCCUCGCAAAGCCGCGAAGCCUCACCUGCGCUCGAGCUCGGGCACUCGAGUGAGUCUCGCGACAUUCGAGCGUGACAGCGAUCCAUGGGCACGAGAAACUGUGGCCCUACUGAAGAAACAGGAAGACGAGGAGUACCAGAACUUCGAGGCCUGGCUAGCUCGUAAGCGUGCCACACAGCGUGCUGCAAUCCACGCGGCACAUGCAAGCACGAGCUCGGCACAAACACCGACUGCGAGCCCCAACCAUUUGGAGCAGCAGGCGGUGACAGCCAUUGGAGAUUGGCUGCUUAACAAAGCCAAGGAGGCAGCACCAGUUCCCGCUGCCCUUCCCGAACCAGCAACCAUCAUGCCAGUCAACACAGACGACACCUCGUCUAUUUCACAUGCCGAGACGUCAGUUGACGAGGCCAUGGACACCACGGCGACCUCGCGUAAGCGGGGACGCGAGGAAGACGCAGCGGAGGGCCCGCGGAAGCAAGCGAACCCUCACGCAACAGCGGCAAUCACAACAACAGCUGCUGCAGCACCUGCUCCCUCCCCCCCCAUGCUGGACGACGCGGCGAGCUCGACAGCAACUCCCGCAGUCCUCCUCGCGCAGGCGGCCUCCGCCGACAAUGUGGCAGCGCCCCCUGCGGCUCCCGCAGGAACGAGGAAGUUAAACCACGGCCACCUGGAUCGGGCUCCGAGGCAACUCAACACCAUGGUCGCCGUGCCGCGCCCGUGCCCAAGCCCCCCGCCAGCCGUGGACGACUUCGUCACCGUCGUCUCCAAGGCAGCGCAGCGGAGAGCAAGGGCACUCGAGGUCGUAGCUGUCGCGACCGAUCCUGCUGUUGUAGGGACGGUCUUGUACCGUCCCUCGGUCCCUGGUGGUUCGUUCAUCAGAUCGCCGCGCCUGACACUCGCGUCGGCGCUCGCCAAGCGGCCCGGUGUGUUGGCGGUGCGUGUCAACCACAGUCGAAACAUCGUGGCCGCGGACGCGUCGACACCGGCGUGUUUGUCAGAGCUCCUUACCAUCAGGGAGCUCGGCGGCGUUCCCGUCACUGCCAGGGAGCCUACGGAUCGUCGCGCCAGCACCGGCUACGUGUACGGCGUGGACGGCGACAUUACGGACGCCGAGCUGCUCGCGGGCAUCACCUCGGCUGUUCCCGUGCUGUCGGCGACGAGGGAGGGAUCGACGGUGAAGUUACGCUUCGCCGAGCCGCUCCCACCGGAACUGGUCGUGCUUCAUGGACUGCGGUUACGCGUGCGGCACGUUCGCCCGCGACCAAGCCAGUGCCAGAAGUGCGGCCGCUUCAGACACGUCGCCGAGGCAUGCACGCGCAUCGGAGACUGCCUUCGCUGCGGCCGCCGCCACCCGGAGGCCGACAGCUGCAAGCCCCGCUGCAUCAACUGCGGUGGAGCCCAUGCAGCUACCAAUCCCACCUGUCCCCGCUGGCAGGAGGAGAGACGAGUGGCCACGCUGCUGGCUACUUCAUCUACGCCACUCUCGAGACGGGCGGUAACGGCGGCAGUACGCGAGGAGACCCGUGAGGUGCGCUCUUACGCUGCUGCCGUCAAAACCUCCCUGCUCGAGAAUACCACCACGGACCGCGGCCUGCAGCGCCCUACUCCUGCGCCGCGCCGUUCCCGCCUGCCAGCAGCGACCUCCGCCACGGUGGCCGAGCCUGCUGACCCACCUACCACGCCCGCAGAGGAUCCCAGGGACGCCCUCAUCGCGUCCCUACUGGCCACUCUGCAGGCAGUGGCACGAGAUCUCCCCGAGGAGCACCCACUGCGAGCCACCUGCCUUCAGGCGAUAGGCGCGCGGCCCGAUGCUUCCAGGGGCGAGUAG
Molecule: messenger RNA, 2079 nt
Organism: Rhipicephalus sanguineus (brown dog tick)
Lineage: Eukaryota; Metazoa; Arthropoda; Arachnida; Ixodida; Ixodidae
Product: ice-structuring glycoprotein
Exons: 2
Coding region: 1-2079 (692 amino acids)
Source: RefSeq, a predicted model, not a curated record